UUUUUCGAUCAGUUUACUACGAGACGUUGAGUGUUUGGGUCUUUUUCCAUAACGGUAUACUGGUGCGCUUUUUAUAGUUUGAUAUAAAAAAUAGUGAAUUUAUUUUUCUGUACUCAAUCACAAGGAGGUACUAAGAAAAAAAAAAAACAUUUUACACACUUUAACGGUGCAAAGGAUUCGUGUGUCCCUAUUGUGUGAUUGGAAGCCAUUAAAAUAGAAAAUUUAGCGGGAAAUUUAAAAAAGUGCCUUACCUUAAAAAAUUCACAAAAAAUAAUUCCUGUGUUUAAAAUAAUUUACUUUGUGUAGCACACAAUCGUGUAAGGAUAAUAACCACUGCCGACAUGUCUAAGAACGGAUAUAUUUUUGGCGCCCUACUGGUUUUGGUCUUUUCAUUUAAUGCAGCAGAUGCAAUCUUAAAAUGCUGGCGGUGUUCAACGGACGUCUCAAAUGGUGAAUUCUGCAAUGAUCCCUUCGAUCCGGAAUCCAUUUCGGAACAGCAACGCUAUUGGAGUUAUGUCAACUGUUCGUAUUCGGUUGGAGUUAAGUCAGUUAAUACACGGCCUGUCUGCAAGAAGCUAGUACAAGAAGUUUAUGGCAAGCAAGUUAUUUCCCGUUCAUGUUUCUAUGAGGACAUUGAUGAGCCAGCGGAUAGAUGUUCACGUGACACAACUUCAUCUUAUGUCCGAACGUUGUACUGCCGGACGUGUACCACCGAUGGCUGCAAUGGAUCCAGUGGAAUUCUACCAAUUGUGGCGUUGGUGCUUGCACCUAUUGCAUUAAUUAAAUUAAUAUUAAUCUAAAAAAAAA
Messenger RNA from Episyrphus balteatus (marmalade hoverfly), 807 nucleotides. RefSeq lists its product as uncharacterized. Bases 342 to 800 code for a protein of 152 amino acids. Gene Ontology annotation, biological process: sleep; positive regulation of voltage-gated potassium channel activity; regulation of synaptic transmission, cholinergic. The transcript has 3 exons. NCBI's taxonomy places the organism in Eukaryota, Metazoa, Arthropoda, Insecta, Diptera, Syrphidae. The record is from RefSeq and is a predicted model, not a curated record.